AUGCCAGGCACUUCAUCACCUGUUUCUCCAGGAUCUUCUGAGCCACCAAUGUCGUUUCAAUUCGUCAACCUCACGGAUCCUAGCGAUACCAAGGAUCAAAAGGUUCGACGAGCCAUUCGAAGUCAUGUCACCAAGCAACAACAUCACAAAGCAGAACAACUGGCAGCAGCUCGAAGAUCAAACAGCGAUCCGCAGUUGCUUGGUACAUCAUCAGCACAAAUCUCGCAAGGUCGGACGCAUGCCGCAUCCUAUCCUAUGUCAAGACCUACUUCCUCGGGUCAGAAAAGCCCAGUAUCUCCCACCAGCAGCUCUGACGUGUCUUCAUUUUCAUCGACACCUCAAUACCCCAUGAUAGACGUAUCACAGAUCUAUCCGGCUCAGUGGCUUCCUUAUCUGAACCAGAUCCUGGAGCACUAUCUUACAUACACAGCCAAAGAUGUACUGCAUUCAGACGAUGCACCUACAAUGGCCCUCCUGAGAUCUGUCUGGAUGCCAUUCGUUAUGACUGACGUGGCACUGCUUCAUGCUGUGCUUCUAUUUGCUGCAUCGCUUUUUCGGUCUUCCAUGGCUGCGCACACUCAGGUUGUAGAUCUAUUUCAGCUUAAAGACAUGGCCAUCCAAGCCAUGAACGAGAACCUUACGACCAAGGACUCCAUGAUAGCAACCAUGGCAACCAUGGCUCAGUAUGAGGCCUUCUGGAGGGAUGCAGAUGCAUUCUCGACGCACAUGAGUGGCCUCCGACAAUUUGUUGAGAUGCGCGGUGGACUCUCGGCACUAGGAUUAGAUGGGUUUCUCGAAAAGAUGUUGGUAGCCAUUGAUCUCGAGUUGGCUAGAACCACUGGACACGAGCGAUUGUUUGCUUCAAGCCGACAAUCCCUCCGUCGACAAGGAUCGCACGGCUAA
This is a messenger RNA of Aureobasidium melanogenum CBS 110374, 903 nucleotides long. RefSeq lists its product as uncharacterized. The coding region runs from base 1 to 903 and encodes 300 amino acids. The record is from RefSeq and is a predicted model, not a curated record. The transcript has 2 exons. Lineage: Eukaryota; Fungi; Ascomycota; Dothideomycetes; Dothideales; Saccotheciaceae.